CUGGGAGCUGCACCAGGAGGUGCCCGGGUGAGGAGCAGCUGCCUGUCAGGCAGGAAAGUGGCAGCGCCGGUGAAGAAGUCAAGGGUGGUGGCCAAAGGACUUCGAGGAGGAGGUACAUAGAGGCUCUGUACUCGGGCUUCUCUUCGUGGCCCCCCAAAUCUGAGCUCCCAGGUCUUAGGGUGUGGCACACAAGUGAGAAAGCUCUCCUGACCACCAACCUCCUGCCGGCUUCUGCUUUUAAGGAGUGUCUCCAUUGGGCUCAUGAGGCAAUAUGGGCAGAAUGCCAGUCAGGCUGAACAAGCCAGACCAAACAUAGAUGAAGAGGGAGGAAAAGCAGGAGCCCUACCAACAUGGCAGUCACAGACUUUGUGGAGGAGAUUCGCUCUGUGGGGGAGAGGCUGCUGCUGAAACUGAAAGAACUCCCCCAGGCAGAGCCCGUGGAGCUUGUGGCCUUCUCCAUCAUCGUUCUUUUCACAGCUACUGUCCUGAUGCUGCUGCUGAUAGCCUGCAGCUGGUGCUGUGCUCACUGCUGCUGCUCUGAGGGGAGAGACCGCAAGAUCCCAGUGAGGCCCAGAAAGCCCAGAUGAGGGACAACAGCAAGAAGCCUGAAAAGAAGCUGGACAAGAGCCUGCCAGUGUUGUGACAGGCUACCAUCAUGGCCACUUUCCUCCUCCAGACAGAGGUCACCUAGCCCCAGGUAUGGCUCUGCCAGGUGACAGGAGCCUUAUCAUCUGGAGCCUUAUCAAAGAAACAAGUGUUGCUCAAUGUGCUGGUGGACACAGGGCUUAGCUGGAGCAGACUGCUUCCCACUCAGACCGUCACCUGGGUGUCCUGCUAAGCUGACCCUUCCUAAGGGCUCCAUACUUCACAGCUCAGGCUUGUCGGGAGCUGGCUCUUGGCGCUCGCUGACUUAUGCCAAAGAGAAAGAAGCUAAUCAGGGACUUUGUGCAAUUUAGUAGACUCCCAGCCUCCUGCUGAGGGGAGGACCGUGUCAGUAUUCUAGUGGAAAUUUGUCCGCUUAUUUCCAAGUAAACACUUUUUGGUUUUGUGUUUA
Molecule: messenger RNA, 1054 nt
Organism: Rattus norvegicus (Norway rat)
Lineage: Eukaryota; Metazoa; Chordata; Mammalia; Rodentia; Muridae
Gene: Smim5
Product: small integral membrane protein 5
Exons: 4
Coding region: 351-587 (78 amino acids)
Cellular component (GO): membrane
Source: RefSeq, marked validated